GAAGAGGAUGAGGAAGAUAAUGACAUUGACUCUGAUAUGGAAGAAGAGGAGGACCAGGGAGAAAGAGGUGUGGCCAACCCAGGGCUUGUUAUUGUUAAAAGAGAGGAUGAGGAGGAGAGGGACAGAGAGAAGGACGAAGAGGAGGAGGAGGAGGAAGGUGUGGAUAGGACCAAGCCAGGAGAGGGUGCCAGCUCUGACCCAGACAGCCUUGGGGACCCUGACCCGGAGAGACCGUACCUCUGCUCCCAGUGCGGCAAGCGGUUUACUGCAGCCAGCAGCUUGAAGAUACACACGAUGACCCACAGCGGAGAGAAACCCCACCAUUGUUCCGUUUGCGGGAAGGCCUUCUUGCGAUCCUAUGACCUGAGACGACACCAGGUGGUUCACAAAGGAGAGGUUGCCAGAUCUGACACAGACAUCUCUGAGAAGCACCACCGCUGCUCCGAGUGCGGAAAGAGGUUCCUCACAAAGACGCGGUUGAACAGACAUGCGCUGAUUCACAGCGGAGAGAAACCACAUCGGUGCUCUGUCUGCGGGAAGUGUUUCUUACGACCCGACGACCUGAGGAGACACAUGACCAUCCACACCGGAGAGAAAACCAAGCACGUCUGCCAUCCGUGUGGGAAGACCUUCGCCUUGCUACGGCACCUCAAGAUCCACCAGCGAGUCCACACGGGAGAGAAACCAUACCACUGCUCCAAGUGCGCAGAGAGUUUUGCCCACCUGUUGGAGUAUAGGAAGCACAGACAGACCCACCGUAUCGAGAAACCAUACCACUGUGAUGACUGUGGCAAGAUGUUCUCCCACUUCAGAACCCUCAAGGUUCAUCGUCUGAUCCACACAGGAGAGAACCUCCACCACUGCUCCUACUGCGGGAAGGGCUUCACGAUCAGAGGGAACCUCAACACCCACCUACUGACCCACACCAAGGAGAAACCGCAUCAGUGCUCCAUCUGCGGACAACGCUUCGCCAGAUCCCAGUGCCUGAAAAAACACAAGCUCAAGAAGUUACACAUGGAAGAGGUCCUCUACCACAUCUGCGACUGCGGUAAGAGCUUCACGGAUGUAGAGAAGCUGCAGACGCAUGCAAGGACGCACUUGAAGAACCUUGAGAAGAGGUUCUGCUGCUCGUACUGCGGUCGGACGUUCGUACGGGCUGGUGACCUUCAAAGCCACCAGAGAACACACACUGGAGAGAAACCGUACGUCUGCACUAUAUGCGGGACUCGUUUCGCCCAGUCUGGGAACCUGAGAGUGCACCAGAUCACGCACACUAAAGAGAGGCCGUACCCUUGUACUGUCUGUGAUAAGGGGUUCACCACACCGGGAGUCUGA
This is a messenger RNA of Oncorhynchus gorbuscha (pink salmon), 1335 nucleotides long. RefSeq names its product zinc finger protein 436-like. Gene Ontology annotation, molecular function: RNA polymerase II cis-regulatory region sequence-specific DNA binding; DNA-binding transcription factor activity, RNA polymerase II-specific. The record is from RefSeq and is a predicted model, not a curated record. NCBI's taxonomy places the organism in Eukaryota, Metazoa, Chordata, Actinopteri, Salmoniformes, Salmonidae. Gene Ontology annotation, biological process: regulation of transcription by RNA polymerase II. The transcript is spliced from 5 exons. Bases 37 to 1335 code for a protein of 432 amino acids.